CACAGGCUAACCAAUCACGUGACGUUUGUGGCGUGGCGCGAGUGAUGGGCUGGGCUGUGAAUCAUGGCUGCCUGGAGGUCGCUGUUUGCGGGAGCGGUGCGGGGUGUGCUGGUGGGCAGGCGGCUGUACUGUGACCGGGCUGCGGAGGGCAGGUCAGUCAAGGCAUGCCAGGCCAGGCCAGGCACAUCACGUGAUCAUUAUAACAUGCCACCUGCAGCAGGGGCACACACAGCUCCUGAUACAGAGCUCCACUACCCACCCUGCUGGUACAGGGACACACACAGCACCUGAUACAGAGCUCCACUACCCACCCUGCUGGUACAGGGGCACACACAGCUCCUGAUACAGAGCUCCACUACCCACCCUGCUGGUACAGGGGCACACACAGCUCCUGAUACAGAGCUCCACUACCCACCCUGCUGGUACAGGGGCACACACAGCUCCUGAUACAGAGCUCCACUACCUACCCUGCUGGUACAGGCACACACAGCUCCUGAUACAGAGCUCCACUACCCACCCCGCUGGUACAGGGGCACAUACAGCUCCUGAUACAGAGCUCCACUACCUACCCUGCUGGUACAGGGGCACAUUACUUGUAUCACAGCUGGCUGGGCUUGUGGGAAUUGCAGUCUUCUUAGGCUGGAGUGCCCAUGUUACUUUCACUCCCAGCAUUCUGGUAUAGCCUGAGCCCAUAUGGGUGAACCAAAAAUGACACACUAGCCUAGUCAAUCAUAAUACUAGCAGAAAAACAUUAAGGCAUUGGUAUAAACAUUCAGUUUACAUUACAUUAUGGCUAGGAUAAGGAUUAUUGCCAGACUGACCAAAAAUAGAGAGAAAAGAAUCUGUCCCUAUAACUAGAAAUGUAUUAAAAAUCACGAGGAUACUUUAUUAGAGAUAACAAAAAAGACAAACUGUAGACACACAGCCUCUUGCACUUACUGUCUGACUUGGUCAGUGACAGUAGUUAACGCAAAGAGCACACAUAUAAAGGAUUAGGUGAGUGGGGGAUGACACAAGUAAAAACACAGACUGAGUAGGUCGUCAUGAGAAGCCCCUAUAAAGGUUGCCCAAUCGUAAUAAUAGAAAGAUAUUGGUCUGGCAAUAUAGUUAGAGUAUGUUGCUACCCUGUAAAAUGUCAGAUAAUCAAGGUGGGCAAAUAUCUUAAACUCAGUAGAAAAUCUCCGCAUAGUCUUGUACAGGACACCAGGGAGUAAAGCUACUGUUUUUCUGUUCAAGGUGCCCAUGAAGGUACUAUUCCUACUAUCUAACUCCUCUUGAUCUAUCAGUAGCGAUGAACUCUAAACCCUAUCAAUAGAAGACAGCCGAUUAUAUACUAGUGCAGGGGUGGGCAACCUACGGCACUCAAGGCUGCUAGAGCCAAACAGGCUCUGGCUUAUCAGAAGUCCCAGUGAAACUUCAGAUAUCUGCUAAUACAAAAAGGUGGUGAACGACAAUCCUCAAUUUAUGCAUUGCAGCACGUAGAGGAAGUGAUCUCGGAUAACUAUCUCAUAUCACUUCCUCCCAGCACUUGUAAAUGGGAAUCCACACUGUAGUAGAGCAGCCUGCAGCUGCUGUUGAAGCUCCUGUCCUUGACCUGUACCUGGUCAGCCACGAAAUGCACAAUAACCCUCCCCUCAUACAAAUAAUACGAACAGCCCACAAAAACAUACACACAAUCCGCACAAACGUAACCCGCUAACAAUCCACGUACAUGCACACAACCCCACAUCCAGCCUCUCAUAUGCAAUACAUCAAACAGCCCCCACACAUACACACACUACCAAACACACAAUGUGACUCAUCCAUCCACACACACAAUUCCACAAGCAGCCCCCAUACACAGCCCACAUUCAUAUGUAUCAUACACGAUACCACAAACUACUCCUGAACAUAUACAAUAUAAUAGCUCAUAUACGCACAAAUAUAAAGAUACAAAGCAAUUACAGUAUAAAUAACACAAGCAGAAUACAGCAGCAUACAGACCUCAAUUUAAUAAAAUAGGACCGGCAUGCUACGGGACAUCACAAUCCUAUAUUGGUACAGUGCUACUAAAAGGUUGCCUACCCCUGUACUAGCGGUUGCUAAUUACGGUACCUUCUUUCCAGAAAAUCAGUCACUUCUUAUACCUAUCAGGACACCCUUAAGCACUAAGGGUAUACUAAUGCAUCUUUAUCUGGUUUACAUUAGGUAGCUAAAUGUGCGCUAGAUUUUAGGAAGUACUGUAUUGCCUAUUGGACCAAUCAGCUAUAUUCUUGCCUAUAAGCUUUUUAUCGCUAGCCAACCUUAUGGCUCCCAGCACUCUUAGGCAGCACAACGUCUGCAACAUAUGCAAGACAGUACUAACUAGUGUAUCAUCUACUAGACAAGGUAUAUUUUGCAUAGAAGCUUAUUAAUGCCAGUCAACCAGCUAUGUGUAUGUAAGAAAUCUUGUAUGAAUGCACCUUCCCUUCAUUAGCUUAUUAUUGCUAUUUAUCGACAGACUCUUGUUAUAUAGAUAUAUUUACAUCAAUCUCAUCACCAACAGGGAGUAAAACAUUGUCCGCUUUAAUGCCAACCAUGGCUUCUGAUUAUUUACUUACCUCUUCUAAUUAGAUCUGUGAUUUGCUUAGCUCAUAUAAUUACACGGGAGAGUGCCGACAAUAGCUUUACUCCCUGUUGUCCUGUACAAGUCUAUGCAGAGAUUUUCUACUGAGUUUAGGAUAUUUGCUCACCUUGAUUAUCUGACAUUCUACAGGGUAGCAACAUACUCUAACUAUAUUGCCAGACCAAUAUCUUUCUAUUAUUAUGAUUGGGCAAUCUUUAUAGGGGCUUCUAAUAACCUGCUACUCAGACACUCAGUCUGUAUUUUAACUUGUCAUCCCCCACUCCCCUAAUCUUUUAUGUGUGCUCUUUGCGUUAAUACAUUUCUAGUUAUAGGGACAGAUUCUUUUCUCUCUUUUGUUCGCUUUAUUCACCUAGGGUUACCCCCUUAGCUGUUCCAAUCUAUGGAUAACGUCCGUGGCCAACCUUUUUCUAUUUAUUGUCAGACUGGCCAGCAUUUACUUUGGAAUGAUAUACCUCAGAUAUUUGUCAGGUAAUUGUACCCGUCCCUAACUGGUAUAGUCGCUAUUGAGCAUAUGAACAAAUUGCUCCAAGAUCGCUUUGAAAUGUUAAUGGUAUUUCAAUACAUUUAAUAGUUAUACACAGACAAGGCAGAGUAUAUAUUGUGUAGGGCAGGCAACCUUUCGGCACUCCAGUUGUAGACUUCAUCCACCAUAAUGCUGGCAAAGCAUCGAGUGAGAUGUAGUCUUAAACAUCCGGAGUGCCAAACUUGCCUACCCCAUUUUUAUGUCCAUAAGUAACUUUGGGAAAGACAAAUAUCAUUAAAGGGUUAUUCCAACCAAAAACAGGGUUUCCAUAAAAUACUGGUUUUGGUUUUAGUAAUUCUUUCUGUGCUGGUCCACACUUCCACCUGCAGCAAACAAAAAUGAAUUUAGCUUUUUUUUUUUUUUUAUUUUUUUUUUUUUUCUCCAACUUCAAGUUCUCCUUCAGCUUCAUAUACCUCCACUGAUGGGUGGUAUGUUGUAUUCUUUUUGUGAAAAUUCUAAGGACGUCUUUGCCUGACGUGUUAAGAAUUGUCUAUAGCUGUCUAGGGACUCGCUGUGGAGCUUAACUACUAAAAAAAAUCUCAUAACUUUAAUUUACCAAUUGCAGGUCUCAAAAUUUGCAUUCCUCACCUUCAGGCAUUGUGAGUCCAAAAGAUCAGUACUCCUUAUAUUAAAGGGAAACUAUUGUUUUCUUGGCACUCCGUUGCAGCCCCCUCCACCCCCUCCCCCCCUCCCUCCCCCACCCCCUUCUGUCACUUACCUGGGUCCAGCACUGUCUUCUCUCCUCCCCUGCUGACGUCAGUCGGUGGGGGAGGUCUAAUGUGCCGCAAUGGCCACACUCACAUUAGGAUUUCCCCAUAUGGGGUUUUGGUUGACACUGGAUACAAACUUCAGUUACAAAAUGUUUUAAAUCCUAUUCUACUAGCAUGUGUCGAUAGAGCAUGUGUUAGAUAGUGUAUAGUUGUAUCACAAACCAAGGGUGCACCACAAGCUGUGGCCUGCCAUUUUACCUUAUUUCCAGUGGUGGUAGUCCACUCCAGCAUGCUUAAUCAUAGUCCUCAUGCACGACAUGCAAACAGGACAGACUCUUCUCUCUAGUAAAAUUAAUUUCUUUUUGUUUAUACUUGGCUUUGACCUAGCUCCUAAUACUCAGAUAAUUAUUUUUUUUACUCAGCUCCAAAAAGAAACCCAAGACAUUUCCCAAAAUCUACACAAAAACAGGAGACAAAGGUGAAUACAUGUUUCUUGCUUUUUGGUCUAGUUUUUAGUUCACCAAAUCCUACUGAGAGUUUUGAGCUCUGUUUGUAACCAGGUUUGUCCAGCACAUUCACAGGAGAAAGGAGGCCCAAAGAUGAUCUUGUAUUUGAAGCACUGGGAGCGACUGAUGAAUUGAGCUCAGCUAUUGGGUAAUGUUAUCAUCUGGGAACUUGUUUUAAAUGUAUUGUACCAUAGUAAUUCUCCCCAUUAGACAUGUCCAAGAAUGCAGUAUAUGCAAAAAAAAUGACACAAUGUUUGACAGUUUUCUAAAGAAACAUUUUGUUAAAGUAGAUGUGGCAAGCAUUUAUCAAAUAUUUAUGUAUAAAAAUUAGGUGAUAAGUGAAUUGUUUCACAUGUCAUAGAAAUAGAAACAUGCAGAAUAUAUAUCUAGGGUUAAAGUUAGGCUGUUUUGGUCCUAAAUUUGAAAUUUCAACAAUUUAAUGCCUAGUUUCCACUGAGCGGUAUGGUACGGUUCGGAAGGGUUCGAAUGGUCCAGCCUAUUCAGGUGAGCGUUUCCACCGCAAAAAGCGUACCAGACCGUACCGACCCGAACCUUACCACUCAGUGGAAACGGCAUAAGUGAAUAAGUUCGCGAGCAGUUCGCGACAGCUCUACCUACUAGCCAGUCCUUAGACGUUACUCACCAUUGCAAGCCUGAAGAGUACAUGGCAUAUACACGGGCCUAAAUUUUCCCUCACCAGACGUCCCUCCACAAGCGGGCUCUAAUAAACAUGCGUGACUAAUGCCGCACACGUAUUAGGACUCCCCAUAGGAAAGCACUGGAUGUCCUCGUCCAGAGUGUGAAGACGUGCAACGUCAGUUACCAGACAAAGUCUUUUAGGAUCCAGGAGGCGCCUCCAGUGGUUGUCUGGUAGAGAGCCACUAGAGGCUGAAUUAGUGCUUCAAUGUAAACAUUGCAGUUUUAAAUCAAGCAUUGUUUACAUUUAUCAAGGUUUUUUUUUUUUUUGUAUCAAAUUGUGUUCGAAUUGCUAAAUUGGGAAAUGCUUUUCCUUAUGAACAUUCUUACUGAAGACUUCAUAGGACUCUAUCAGAAUGCUAAUUAGCAUUCGUUGUGUAAGCCCCUCUUCCUUGCUAAAGUUAAAUUCAAUGUUCUACUUUUCCCCCACGUUUUGCAGGGCAGGUACUCUUAAAUUUGAGUAAUUUAUUUUCCUCUUGUCUUCCCAGGCUGGCUAGAGAAUUUGGGAUUGAUGCUAACCUCCCAUUUGUGGCAGAACUUGAAAAGGUAGCCUUUUUUCUUUUAUUUGUAUUUUUUUUUUCUACAAAUUAUCUUAUUUAGAUAUGUUUAUAUGGUAUGUAUUAUGCUUUGUUAAAUGUGUGCAGUGUUUUUAGCCUGCAUGUGAAAGUGAGUUUCAGCAUUUUAUGAUAUCCUGUUCCAGAGAGAGGCUAUAGACAAGACCAUGGUACUUGACUAUUUUAACACUAAUAUUGCAAAGCUAAAUAAUGGGAUUCAAUUUUAUGUUUUUUAUUCCAUAUUUUUAAAACCAAAACAUUGUGUUAGUUCAUUUGAAAAAUAGUUUAUUUUAAAUGCAAUAUUAUUUAUUUUAAUACACAAACAUGUUUUAUUAAUAGUGGUAAAAUUGUUGUAAAUAUCUGAUUUUUAUAUUUAUAUUUUUUUGACUCAUUCUCAUACCAGUCUCUCUAGAAAAUGUGCUUUGUCUGUUAUAUUUUCGAAUCUCUUUAUGAUCUAGCAUUGGGAUAUGAUGGUAUUCUCUACCUUCUUAACAUUUUGGCUCUUGUACUGUUCAAAACAAAUACAUUUUGUUAAAAAUCAAAGAGAAUUAAUCUCAGUAUUAGCACUUGAAGGAUGUGUGGGCUGUAGAUGGAGCGAUUUGAGAGAGAUGUGAAGGAUGAGCAUACUAGUAGGGAACAGAGGGAACAUGAAUGGGCUGUUGGAGUAAAAAGACCAAAUUAUUUGGGAGAUGGGAAAACGGCGCAACUGGGAUAACAAGAUGGAGGGAGAGAGCUGGUAUUGAGUAAGACUUAGAAGUGGGGGAUAGAGAGAGCAGGGAGAACCAGUGAUGGAAAUAUAAAGGGAACCAGUGAUGGGAAAUAUGGAUGAUAGUGUGGAGGCCAGAAAGGACAGAACUACCUUGAGAAUUGCAUGUUUCAUUCCACUUCAUAUCUGCAUUCAAAACACUAUCCAUCUACAUUCACAGACAUGAACAAACACAACUAAUGGAUCAGAUGAAAGGGUUGAGAGUGGUCUGGCUGUGCACCAGUUCUGCAUAGCCUAAUCCUACCAUACCGUGCAUUUUGGAUAAUUAAUAAGGAAGUUAAAUAGCCUUAUUAUGCCAUCCCAAGCAAUUAGGUAGGCUUUGGUUAUCAUGGGAAAUCUUUUGUAAAGCCACAUAAAAUAGGUUGACAAAAACAGAGGAUCAGCAUCCCCACCUCCCUGCCCCCUAACCACUAUUAGCAAGGUGAUUGUUUUUUAAAUAAAAAUGAGGUGGUGUCAGUGCACAAAUCCACCUGAAUGCCAGAUACUCUAGGUACACCUCUAUGCAGAGGCUGUCGGUAAAGCUUGGGUCUACAUGUUAGAUGAAUCAAGGAAAAGCAAAGAAGUGAAAUUCCUCCUUUGACAUCACGAAGCCGGGGUAUGCUUAUAGUGGCAGUGACUUUACAAAGCAGCAGUUUUAAGCAUUGUGAUAAAGAAACUGUAAUGAGCAAAGUUGGUAUGAUGCUUAAAGUGGCAAACGUUAAAUAGAACACAAACUGUAAAAUGUAGUAUUGUUAUUGCUAUGACCAUAAAGAGUUCAAAUAUGAAUGCACCAGUUAUCCUAAAUCUAGGACUGCAAAUAUGAUGUAUUGUUCCUUCUAACAGUGUCAGUCAAUGUACUGUAUAAACAAUAUGUUUCUCAGUGCUGUAUACAACUUGCUCUGUCAAUGUCUCUGUUUUGCUCGUGUAAUGUCUGACAUCAUAUUCAGAUAUGUAGUAUCAUUCAACUUGGUGGUGAGGGAAUACCGGGGUUAUGCUUGUAUGGCCGCAGACUAUCCUGCACUAACAUAAGCCAUAUUAUAACACAAAUUAACUUGCAAUACAUUUUUCUUCAACAGAUCCAGUGUAUGCUGCAGGACAUUGGCUCAAAUAUUGCAACACCCCUGUCUUCUGCUAGAGAAAGCCACAUAGGUACAUUGCAAAUUUCAGGUUUUGGGGAAUAAACAUUUUUUACAAGCUCUAAACCAUAACAAAAAUAAAUCCCUUUUGUGCUUUAAAAAUAGCACUUUGAAAUGUAUGGAUAUGCUUGCCAUCAUUGAUGGAGCGGUUUGUGAAAACAGUGUGUUGUAAUUAAGCAAAUUCACUCAGCUAAUACGUUUGCUUUUUUUCUGUAGUCAAAACAACAUUUGAUGCAGAACCUGUCCAGGAACUAGAACAAUGGAUCGAUAAAUAUACGGCCCAGCUUCCCCCGCUGAAUAACUUCAUCCUACCGGUAUGUCUAACACAAAAAAAAAAGCGGAUCAGUGCCACAGGGAUUAUAGAGUACUAAUAUAACACUCUCAAUUCUGGACAAUAAUGAAGAUUGGCGAAUAAUACAUAUGCUUUAAAAAUUGUAUUGGUAAAAACAGGAAUGUAAUUAACCCAGCAGUUCAGCUGAAACCUGUUUUUUCAAAUUUAUAAACCUAAAACUGUGCACAUGCAUUGUUUCAUCUAAUUAUUUUAAGGUACUUAAUAUAGGAAAUAGUGAAAAGAAUUCAUGUUUUAAAAAAAAAAAUAUAUAUAUAAUAUAUAUAUAUAUAUAUAUAUAUAUAUAUAUAUAUAUAUAUAUAUAUUUUUUUUUUUUUAGUGUAUUUUGUAAAAUAUUUAAAUCCCCAUAUCACUGUGGAUAUUUUAAUCCUUGCUUGUCCAAAAAUAAUUGGAUGUAGGUGUAAGUUCUGCUUUGUACAGCAGAGGCCGCUAUCACUGUUUUUCUAUUACCAAUGCAUUAUCCAUGUUUCAGUCGGGAGGAAAAGCGAGUGCAUCGCUGCACGUUGCCCGGGCUGUGUGCCGCAGAGCAGAGAGAAGGUAAUGAACUACUAUUUAUUAUUCUCCAUCUAAUAAAUGUAUUUAAUUUUUUAACUACAAUUAAAAUAGACAAUUUUAAUAGACGUAGGAAAUAAUCAAAGCUCAAUGUGAUAUCAGACCUAGAAUGCCUAAUAAAGCUUACAAUGUGGUGUUGUAUAUUGGCGUUUUUAGAAGAUAUAUUUUCUAAAGGCUUAAAUUAAUUCAAAUUCUAAAAUUGACGCCACAAUAAUGAAGGCUUCUCUUUACACAGUUUGACUAAUUUAGCCUCACAUUUGCAAUUCUAUAAAAUUGUGAGUUUGAGUAACUCUGUUAGAGAACUUUAAACCAGUGUAUACUAAUUACAUUUCUCUUCUUAUCAGUGCUUUCAAAAUUGUAAAGGCUGGAGAGGCAGAUGCCAAUGUUGGGAAGUACUUGAACAGGUAAAAGAAGCUGCAGACUUGCUUUAACACAAUUUUGACAUGCUUCUGCAUCAAAUCACUUAUCCUAUACAUUCAAAAUAUACAAAUUGUCCAAAACUAAAGUUUGACAGAUGGCAGUCUGUAAGGGGACUUGAUUAUUGGAUUAUUUGACCUGGACAAAGUAAACAUUGUAGAAGUAGCCCAGUACAAUCUGUCCUGAUUUGAGACCCUUUAAAGGCAUGUCCUAAGAGUUUGGAGCAAGGAUUACAUAUUGGCUUUGCACUGGGCAAACCCUUAGAGGCUGUGCUCCUAGGUUUGAUCUGCAGUGUGCUAGGCUCUUUAGUUAUAGAAUUGGAUCUAGAGUGGCAAAGGUAUACUCCAGUGUCCUAGUCACUGUUUAGGUGACCAACCUUGCUACACACCGCAAGAGUUAAAAAGGUAGAAUACUUACCUUCUUUUCACUCUGCAAUGCUCUCUCCUCGGUCCCGCCUCUUUGGCUGAAAUCAUUAUGCUUGAUGAUCGCAGCCAAUCCAAUGCUUCCCCAUAGAGAUGAAGUUGUCUGGGUGCCUAUAAUGUCUCUUUAAGUAAAGUAGAAGUCUUACUAUAUAAUCAGUCAAAACAAUACUGGGCGAAAACCAUCAUAACACAAACAAGUUGUGAAUCUUGUUUUUGGCUAAGGAAUUAAAACUUGCCAAACUCUUAAGCAAGGAGCAUAGCAUAACUUGUUUGCUGGAGACAAGAGACAAAGUCCUAACUUCAUCAUUUGUAGCAAAAACCUCCAUUACCAGUUCCCUCUUGUAGAAUCCUUGCAGGUUGGUAAUGCAAAUGGGAGAAACCCACACCUAGUGAAAUAGGUUUGGCAUCAGAAACAUUCUUCAUAGUAGAAUUCUUCAUACAUGACUUACCAUAAGCUAACAAUAGAAUGCUGGUAUUUUUGCUUAGAGGACCACUAUAGUGCCAGGAAAACAAUCUCGUUUUCCUGGCACUAUAGGGUCAUUAGGUGCACCCCUCCCACUGGCCUGAAGGGGUUCCUUUUCUCCAGCGCUGUGAUCCCCCUACCAACGUCAGAUCCAAAUGCGCAUCCGCGCAUGCAUUCAAACAGCCCAUAUGAAAGCAUUACUCAAUGCUUUCCUAUGGACGUCAGCGUCUACUCACUGUGAUUUUCACAGUGCGGAUGCGCCUCUAGCGGCUGUCAGUGAGACAGCCACUAGAGGCUGGAUUAACCCUCAGUGAAUCCAGCCUCAGCUGCAGGGUAAAACUAGAGGGACCUAACACCCAGACCACUUAAUUGAGCUGGUCCUUAAAGCGAAAAUUAAGAUUUUUCUCACCUCCUAUGUAUUUUGUUUUCUUCCAUUCAGGCUGAGUGAUUAUCUUUUCACACUGGCAAGGUAUGCAGCCAAGGCAAAAGGCAGAGCAGAGACAACCUACACAAGGACUCCGUCAUGAAACCUCUGUGAAAUAAAGUGGGAUUUCCUGGUGUUUAAGAAGGGAGGAUGAUAAGAACAAGCUGCAGUCUUGAAUCAUGUUGGUUUGUCAGCCAUCCUGUCUUGGUAUUUUGCUGCUGAACUUGUAACUAAACUCUCAAGACCAAAUAAUUUAAUUUACAAUGGGAAGUUUAUGGAAGAAAAUCUCUUGAAGGAUGGACUUAAAAACAAUUUUUUGUGACUAAUAGAGUAGUGAUAUAUUGCUUGUGCGUUUUCAUUGUUUAGUAAUUCAUCCCUUCAUGUUUCUUAAUUAUUGUGUCCUACUCUACUUUAAAGGACAACUGUCACUUCAAAACUAUUUUUGAAAUCUAAUUCUUUUGAAUUCUAUCACAUUUUGAAAGAAAAGUGUGUCGUGUGUGUGUGUGAAGAAAAAAAAAAAACUGGUCCCGACCUUUAGUAUAUGACAAAAUUCAGGUAUAAACAUACACUUUGGAACAGACAGGGUUUGAAAACUAAAGAUAACUAGCAAAAAAUAAACAGUACGGUUCCCUGGAGUUGAAUGGUUUAGUUGCCCAGUUAGUAUGCAUACCCCUUACUAACUAGGAAGAAACAUCCAAUCCAGAGAAGAAUUAAGACACCAUGUUGGUCUAUAGCAGUAGUUCCCAACCCAGUUCUCAAGUACCCCCUACCAGUCCAGGAUUUAGCUUGUUG
Molecule: messenger RNA, 10894 nt
Organism: Pelobates cultripes (western spadefoot toad)
Lineage: Eukaryota; Metazoa; Chordata; Amphibia; Anura; Pelobatidae
Source: the annotation of a GenBank genome assembly